This is a messenger RNA of Labrus mixtus (cuckoo wrasse), 10010 nucleotides long. RefSeq names its product insulin-like growth factor 2 receptor (gene igf2r). Gene Ontology annotation, biological process: lysosomal transport. The record is from RefSeq and is a predicted model, not a curated record. Gene Ontology annotation, cellular component: plasma membrane; trans-Golgi network; late endosome. The transcript has 51 exons. Gene Ontology annotation, molecular function: D-mannose binding; signaling receptor activity; insulin-like growth factor binding. NCBI's taxonomy places the organism in Eukaryota, Metazoa, Chordata, Actinopteri, Labriformes, Labridae. The coding region runs from base 89 to 7591 and encodes 2500 amino acids.
UUCCUACUGAUUCGAUCUGGAGCGGAGAGACUCUGCUGUAUCAUGUCGUCUUAGUUAAGCUCCACAGUCAGUAUUUACAUUAGGAAACAUGUUAUUUCAGAAUAACUCGGGCCGCUGUUCGCCUCUGAAGCUGGUUCUUUGGUUGGUGUCGUGUUUGGGAUGUUUGUUGGUCCGGUGCGGAGCAGAGGAGGGAAGCAGCAGCAGCAGCCUGUGGUACCAGGACCUAUGCAGUUAUAAAUGGGAGGCCAUAGACCAGGAUAAUAAAGUCAGCUACACCCUCAAGCUGUGCGAGUCGUCACCGUUAACCAGCUGUGGCCCUGGCACCGCCGUCUGCGCCCGGGACCUCGCCACCAACACAGACCAGUCGGUCGGGGAGCUGUCCCUGCAGAGACUCACUGGUUUGGUGCUGGAUUUCAACAACACAGUAAAAUGUCCCGGAAGCAGCAACAACAUCCAGACCAGCAUCAGCUUCCAGUGUGGGAAGACCAUGGGGACCCCAGAGUUUGUCGCUGUGUCUCAGUGUGUGCAUUACUUUGAGUGGAGGACCUACAGCGCCUGCAAGAAGAACAAAUUCAAGCCCCACAAAGAGGUGCCCUGCUAUGCGUUUGACUUGGACGGUAAGAAGCACGACCUCAACCCUCUGAUUAAACAAAGCGAAGGCUACCUGGUGGACGACGGCGACGACACCGUCGACUUCUACAUCAACAUCUGCAGAAGUCUCAACCGUGCAGAUAAAUGCCCAGAGGGCUCUGCAGCCUGUCUGGUCACCACUGAUGCCUCCUACAACAUGGGCUCACCUACCGGACCGCUGCAGCUGCUGAGCAACGACAGACUGAAGUUACAGUAUGAGGUCGCUCCCGGUUCUGCUCCAGAGAUCUGCAACGGCCACAACCCUGCCGUCACCAUCACGUUCAUCUGUCCAUCAAGCAGACUCUCGGGAAGCACUCCGAGGAUGACGGCGGAGUCAAACUGUCGAUACGAGGUGGAGUGGGUGACUGAAUACGCGUGUCACAGAGACUACCUGGAGAGUAACACCUGCAAACUGACCAGCCAACAACACGACCUGUCCAUAGACCUCACACCUUUAACUCUGAGAUCUUCAGACCCGCCGUACUACGCUCACUCUGGACCGGAUUCUGGGGACGAGAGCUACAUCUACUACCUGAACGUGUGCGGAGUGAUCCCGACCAAGGAAUGUGGCGAGGAUCCGUUUAUAUCUUCCUGCCAGUUGAAGACGACGGGAACAGUGAAGAAAGUGGCCGGAAAAUACCAGAACCAGACGCUACGUUACUCCGAUGGAGAUCUGACUCUGAUCUACCCAGACGGCAGCCGAUGCUCCAGCGGCUUCCAGAGAAUGACCAUCAUCAACUUCGAGUGCAACACAACUGCAUCCAACGGUGGGCGAGGAGCUCCGGUGUUUGCUGGCGAGAGAGACUGCACGUAUUACUUCGACUGGGACACGGCUUUCGCCUGCGUCAAGGAGAAGGAAGACCUGCUGUGUCGAGUCACAGACGGAAAGAAACACUACGACCUCUCGCCGCUCACAAAAUACCCCGGGGUAGAGAUCGAGGGGAACUGGGAGGCUGUGGACGCCAAAUCUCCUGAGCCGGACUCGCGCUACUACCUGAACGUCUGUCACAAAGUCCUGCAGACGGGAGGCGCCGUCGGCUGCCCGGUCAACGCCUCCAUCUGUGCCGUGGGUAAGACGGGCAACGCCAUCAGCCUGGGCAGCUUCAGCUCUUCUCCCCAGAAGGCAAAAAUAGGAAGUGAUAUUGUCCUGGUCUACACUGACGGAGAUUUCUGCAGCGACAAAAAGACGAGGAUACAAACCAUCCUGACCCUCAAGUGCAAAACAGGAGACCUGGAGAGCGCCCCUAUCAUCCGCAGCGUCUCCGAUGACGGCUGUGUGUACGAGAUGGAGUGGUACACUGCUGCCGCCUGCGUCCUCUCAAAGAUGCAGGGAGACGACUGCAAGGUGGAGGACCCUCAGGCCGAGUUUUCUUUCGACUUGUCGCCUCUCACCAAAGCCAACGGCGGCUUCUACAACCUGUCCAGAGACAGCUACGACUACUACAUCAACGUCUGCGGUCCGGUCACAGCGGCCGGCUGUCCUGCCAAGGCCGGAGCGUGCCAGGUGGAAACGAGCUCCUGGAGUCUCGGCGAGGCCAACUCCCGUCUGUCCUACUACGACGGCCUGAUCCAGCUGACCUACAAUAACGGCUCGCAGUACAACAACCAACAACACACCCUCAGAUCCACGCUCAUCUCGUUCCUCUGUGACCCAGAAGCCGGAGCUGGAAAACCUGAAUUCCGGAUUGAGGACAACUACACCUAUAACUUCCGCUGGUAUACAUCCUACGCAUGUCCUGAAAGGCCUCAUGAGUGUUUGGUGACGGAUCCCAAAAGUCUUGACCAGUACGACUUAUCCAGCUUGUCUCGCUCCUCCUCCAACUGGGUGGCCAUGGAUAUGACCGACACCCAGAACCUGAAGAAGUACUACAUCAACAUAUGUCGGCCAAUCAACGCUGUACCCGGCUGCGACCAUCACGCGUCCGUCUGCCAGAUGAAGUACACAUCGGGGCAGAGCUCUCCAGCAGAGGUCGUAUCGGUCAGUAACAUGGGAAUCUCCAAGCGAGGGCCGAUCAUCGAGGGGCGGGACCGCCUGCUGCUGGAGUUCACAGACGGCUCUGUGUGCAUGUCAGACGGCCAGGAGCUCAGAUACAUGACGCGCAUCCACCUGGUCUGCUCCAGAGGCUCUGUGUCCAUGAGACCUCGAUUCCUGAUGUACCAGAACUGUACCGCCAACUUCAUCUGGGAAACCAGGGCCGCCUGUGCCAUCAAAACCACCAAGAACAACAGCUGUGCUGUGGUGGAUCCAAACACCGGCUUUGAGUUCAACCUUCAGCUUUUGGCCUCUAAGACUGGAUACAGGACAAAUGCAAAUGGAAAAGACUUCCUGGUGAAUAUCUGCUCCGACGCGCCAGAGUGUGGACAGGGCAUGGCCGGCUGUGAGAUCGACGAGGGGCAUCCGGUGAGCCCGGUGGGGGUGGAAAAGACCCUGCAGUACUCCACAGACAGUCUGAUCAAACUCACAUAUAAGGGACCCCUGGACACUCCCACAGCGACUCGAGACACCUUCACCAUCAACUUCGUGUGCAAUCGCACCUCUCACCCCGGCUCGCUGAAGCUGCUUGAAGAGGAGCUGAGUACUUUACCCCACCACGUGGUCCACAACGUGCUCUUUGAGUUCUCCACUCCUCUGGUCUGCAUCCCCGCUCCGGUCGACUGCCAGAUCAUCGAUUCCCACGGUAACGAGUACGACCUGAGUCACCUGAUCCGGGAUGCAGAGGACAGCCCGUGGGUCGCCAUAGAGACCGAUGCAGCCCAAUCACGCAGCUUUUACAUCAACGUCUGCAAACCUCUUCCUCAAGUGGGAAACUGCCCAGAGGGUCCUCUGGGUGCUUGCGCCGUGAUCGACGGAAAGAGUUUGAACCUGGGGUACGUCCAGUCCAGCCCGCAGGCGGCAGAGGACGGCUCCAUCAGCAUCGUGUACCAGAACGGGGAUCAGUGUGGUCCCACGUCGCACUACUCCACACGCAUCAUCUUCCAGUGUGAUGACCACCCUGGCUCUCCCAUGUUGGACAGUAAAGAUGGUUGUGAAUAUGUGUUCAUCUGGAGGACGUCCGAGGCCUGUCCUAUCAGGAAGACUAAAGGUGUCGACUGUAAAGUUCGAGACCCGCGGAGUGGCUACGAGUUCAACCUGAACUCUCUGAAGGGCAGAGAUUAUCCCGUCAGAAAUGGAAAGUACAACUACCACCUGUCGGUGUGCGAGGGGCUACAGAGGGGCAUCUGCACCCACAGAGACACGGGCAUCGAAACUGUGUCCUCCUGCCAGGUGGACGGAGACAACCAUAAGAUCGCAGGAAUGGCAAACCAAGUCUUGAGUUACGUGGGCGACCAGCUGAUCCUGAACUACACCGAUGGAGACACGUGUCAUAAAGUCUACAAAAGAUCAACAGAGAUCCACUUCUCCUGCCACCCGGACCGCCAUCCUGGAGUCCCAGAGUUUCUCAACGAGACUUCAGACUGCACCUACCUGUUCAGCUGGCCCACAGCUCUGGCCUGCAUCCCGUUCAAAACCACCAGCUGCUCCUACAACGAUGGUCAGGGCAACUCGUACGACCUCUCCCCUCUGGCUAUGGAGUCUAGAAACUGGGUAGUGGAGCCGUCUACUGAGGACACAGACAAACAAUAUUACAUCAACGUCUGCAGGUCGCUGGUGCAGCAGGGAGGAUCGUGGAAGUGUCCGUCCACCGCCGCGUCCUGCGUGAAGGUCAGAGAUGAAUAUGUGAACCUGGGCCAGGUGGAGUCCGGUCCCACAUUGGAGGGAAAUGUCCUGAAGCUGCAGUACAGCAGCGGCCAGGCCUGUCCCGACAGUAGCCGCAAGAAGACCAGCAUCAUCCGCUUCAAGUGUGACAAAGAUAAAGUGGACUCGCGGCCUACUCUGAUCUCUGCCAUCGAGGACUGUGUGUACACCUUCCUCUGGUUAACAGCUGCUGCCUGCCCUCUCAACACCAUCCAGCAUGAUGACUGCAAAGUCACCAACCCUUCUACAGGUCACCUGUUUGAUCUGAACUCCCUGACGAAGGAGGAAGGCUACACGGUGUUCGAUCCUCGGGAGAGCAGGAGGAUGUUCCGCUUGAACAUCUGUGGAAACAUGACCAACAUCGGGUGCAGCCCUGAAACAGCUGUGUGCAUCAAGGAAGGAGCUACUGUAGUGAGCGGGGGUCAGGUGAGCAGGAAACUCUCGUACACGGAUCAAGUUCUGGAGCUGACGUAUGAAGGAGGAAGUCCCUGCCCAGCAAACCCCACACUCCAACACAAGACCAUCAUCCACUUCUUCUGCAGGCCACCUACCAUGAACUCGUCUCCUCCAGAGCCGGUUCUCAUCGACUCAGAAGCUCAGACCUGCACGCACUACUUCUCUUUCCAGACCCCUCUGGUGUGCGAGCAGACAGUGAGGUGUUCAGUCCAGAACGGCUCUGCUCUCAUAGAUCUGACUCCUCUGAUUCACGUUAACGGAUUCUACGCAGCAACAGAUGAUGCAGUGGACCAAAGUGAUGAUUCUCCAGACUUCUACAUCAACAUCUGUCAGCCUCUGAACCCCAUCCCGGGGGUCACCUGCCCCCCUGGAGCUGCUGUCUGUAUGGAUCCUGAUAAUGGACCUCCUGUGGACAUCGGGCGGACCACCAGCGGGCCUGAGAUCAAUGCUGCGACAGGAGAAGUGUCCAUCACCUACCACAGCUCCACCAAGUGUGCAGCCGAUCCCUCCCAGAACUACACCUCCACCAUCAUCUUCACCUGCCAGAGAGGCCUGGAGCUGGGCUCUCCACAAAUGCUGCGGCUGCAGGAGUGUGUGUACCUGUUCGAGUGGGCGACCCCCAUCGUCUGUUCAGACGCCACGCACACCAGCGGCUGCCGUCUGACCGACUCGCAGCUGCAGUUCACCUUCGACUUGUCGGCCCUAUCUGGUGAAGUCCAGGUACCAGCGGACUCCAGCAUGUACCACAUUAACGUCUGCAGCUCGGUGACAGAGCCGGCCUGUAAGAAGAGCGCCGUCUGCCGGGCGUCUGGCUCGGGUUCAGACAAGUCCGCCUCUUCGUAUGGCAUCAGCAAGGCCAUGACGAUGGAGUAUAAACACGAGGAGCAGGCCGUACUGAUGCAGUAUGGAGGAGGAGAUCCCUGCCCACCAGUGACGGACAGAGGCGAGGCGUGCGUGUUCCCCUUCACGCACAUGAAGAAGUCGUACACAGAGUGCACCAUGGAAGGACGGACCGAUGGCAAGAAGUGGUGUGCCACCACCGCGAACUACGACACAGACAAGAAAUGGGGAUUCUGCCAUGAAGCCUCAGGUCAGCGACAGUCCUCCAUUCUGUUCUACUGCGACCAGUCUGCAGGCCACGGCUCCCCGAAGCUGCUCUCGGAGACGGAGGGCUGCUCGGCCACGUUCCAGUGGACGACCAGCGCCGUUUGUCCGCCGAAGAAGAUGGAGUGCAAACUGGUCAGCCAGCAUCGGACCUUCGAUCUGAGAACUCUGUCCUCCCUCACCGAGCCGUGGAAGUUCGGCCACAAAGGAGAUUCGUAUUACUUCAACCUGUGUCAGGGUAUCCACGGUGGACUCCCAGGAUGCCCAGAAGGGGCGUCGGUGUGCAGACACUCUGCAGCGGGACAGACUCAGGCGCUGGGCCGAGUUUACACCCAGGCGAUGAGCUACACUGACGGAAAGAUCUCUGUGAGUUACUCAGCGGGAGACGAUGUCUGUGGUAACGGAGUGAAGGCCAAGACUGUGAUCCAGCUGAGCUGUGGCACCAUCAUGGGACGCCCGGCACUCAUCAGCGUCAAUGAGACUUCCUGUGAGUUUGUGAUUGGCUGGGAGACUCGGUCGGCGUGUGCGGUGAAGCCGCGUGAGGUGGAGAUGAAGAACGGGACGAUCCAGGUUCCUGACACGGGAGUCAGCCUCAGUCUGGGAGAUCUUUACUUCAGCCACCAUCAGGCGUCUGGAGACAUCCGUCCCAACGGCGACCGCUACAUCUACCACAUCCAGCUGUCCGGCCUCACCAACAUCUCCCUGCCCAGCUGUGUGGGAGCCAACAUCUGCCAGGUCAAACUCAACGCGGCCUACAGGCGCAAGAUUGGCUCCUCCAGCAGCGCCAAGUAUUACAUUAAAGGAGGAAACCUGGAUGUGAUGGUGCCCUCCGAGUCCCAGUGUGGACGGGAGAAAACGAAGAUGGUGUCCUCCACCAUCAUGUUCCACUGUAACCCCUCAGCAGGCGUCGGCAUCCCAGAGUUCAUGAGCGAGACGGACGGAUGCCAGUACCUGUUUGUGUGGCACACCAACGCCGUGUGUGGUCUAACAACCGUCGACGCUCAGUCGUUUGACGACGACGACGACAGCGACACUCCGGCUCUCUCCAGGCGGACUCAGGCGAUGGGCUUGAUGCUGACUCUGCUGCUGGUGGGUCUGGUGGUCUGCCUGCUCGGGUUUCUGCUGCACAAGAGAGAGAGAAGAGAUCUGGUGAUCCAGAAGGUCGCCGGUUGCUGCAGGAGAGGAAACCAGGUCGCCUAUAAAUAUUCCAAAGUCAACAUGGACGAAGAAGGAGGCGAAGAGGAGAUGGAGUGGCUGAUGGAGGAGCUGGAAGCCCCUCCUUCAUCCUCCUCCUCCUCCUCCUCCCACAGGGGGAAGAGUAACCACGGCAACGGCCACAUCAAGACCAAGCCGGUGAACACGGACGGCCUGCGCUCUUUCUCCCUGGACGAGCAGGACGACGAUGACGACAGCGAGGACGAGGUGCUGAGCGUCCCCGGGGUGAGGGUGUUGAAAUCCUCGGGACUCUCCAGGCCCUCCACCGUCCACCGCAGCGCCUUCCUCCAGGAGGAGAGCGAUGAAGACCUGGUCGGCCUCCUGGAAGAGUCGGACAGGAAGCGGAAGGGCAGCAAACCCCGCCCCUCAGGCCGCAACCACGACAACAACGCGGCAGCCAACAGGAAACGGGACGAGGACGACAGUGACGAGGACCUCCUCAGGGUGUGAUGUCACUUCCUCCUCCUCGUCUUCCUCCUUCUUUCUCUAUCCAUCCAAUCUGAACUCUUCUCUCUCAGCGAAUGUCUCCGACUCCGACGAAGCAGAAACCUUUCCUCUCUCUUUGGGAUUAUCUUUUUUUUGGUUUGGACUGCACCUUUUACUCGGACUCUCUACAGACUGUCGAUGUAAGCACAUGGGUUCUUAUUUAUUGAUAGCUGAUUAUUUAAAUUGUUUUCUAUUUUUGCAUAUUUUCUCUGAAACUCUGAAAGGAAAUAAUCCGCAUCUCUAGAGUUACUCUUUUUACUCGAUACACUCCUAACAGGCCGGCUGGGACUCAACACAUCGAGGCAUGUCGGUGUAACGAUGUUUGAUCAAUUUGUACGACGUCUUUCUUUUUUCUUCUAGAGGUUUGAAAUGUGGCUGUGCCAUUUUGCUUUAGCACUUUACUGUAGCAUCGAUUAGCCGAGGAAACCCCCACUGUCGACACGCCUCGUCGCAGAGAAAAGCCACAUUUUGAGUUGAUUCUUUGUUUUAUUUUGAAAGUCCCUCGGCCUGUUAGGACCGUAUCCUGUAACUCUGUAGAGAUGUAGAUGUUUAAGAAGCUCAGUGGGGAAACAAAUUGAGCAGAUUUAAGAGAGAAAAUCAUCGGCUAAUGAAGAGAACGAAGCCUGAUCGGAGUCCGAUUGUGUUGUUUCUAAAAGGGAAUGAAGACAGCCGUUUGUCUUCUUGUUGUUUACAGUCAACACGGGAGCAGUCUCUCUGUUUCCCCGUCGAGAGAAAAGAGAGAGAGCGAUGCCUUCCUGGCUGAAUCGUUGUCCGGCGACAGAUUGAUUUUUGUCUUGUUUUGGAUCCGAGACGUUGUACAUAGGCGACCGUGUUCUAUAAUAUGGAAGUUUUUUUGUUGUUUGUUUAUUGUUUGUCCGUUUGUCCUCACUGGUGAGUUGCUCGCACAUUAUUUUGUUUUUAUGAUUAUUUAAACGGUUGCUUAACGAGCUGAUUUAUCGUGCCGAUCUCUGUUGUGUGUGUAAAGAAAGGUGGCCUUAAGUGUGAAUGGACAAGUCGACGAGGGCGGAGGCUGAAAGUCGAUGUUAGUUUAGGAUUUGUUUUGUUUUGAAGUCCUCCCUCCCCUCCCCCCUCCCUCAUUCCUGUCAAAGCCAUAUCUCUACAGCCGCAAAUGUAGGGACUCCCACCCCCCCCCCCCCCCCCCCCCAACGCUUGCACAUUCUCGUGCGUUAAAAAACGUUUCUCUGCGCUCCAGAUCUGUGAUCAUGGAUGCACCAAACACUCUCAGUAAAGCCAAGUUUUUGUAGUGCCGAAAUCCGCCCUUUUUUAUUUUUUUUGAAGCCAAAUGAACGCGAUGAUGACGACAAAAAAAACAAGGAAGUGAUGCGUCAAAGUGUCAAGAAAACAGGAGAUGAACUCCCAUUUCACAUCCAGUAUAACCUGCCGCUGUCUGACAGGAUGCCAGUAUUUCUAAAAAUGAAGUCAAAGCUGAAUCCAGGUGUUUCCACAUGUUGGGACUCAGCCCGUCACAGUAUCAGCACACAGAGUAUUCGGGGUGGCGUCGUUCUCUCCACAGACGUAGUUUGAUGUGAGGUCGGAGGUUUUAGUUUUGUAUCCACACAUUAAGAACUCAAAUUGGUCGAUUUACAAACAGACUCAUUUGAAUGUCGCUUUUGCUAAAAUGUCUCUCUCAUCGUUUUAAGGUCGUGGGCGCUAAGAGAAAAACUGUCGCUGUAACUUAAACUGAACACGGUGGACCGGCCGGUGCUUUGAAUUUAUCUUCUCUGAGAAACAUGUCAAGGGUUUGGAAAGCGGCAACUAGCAAUUUUUUUUUUUUUUUUACUUUUUCUUUAUUUUAUUUAAAACAUCAGUAAUUAUGUUGACUUUGCAAUGUCAGAAAAACAGUGAAAAUUCUCAUCAUGACAUCGAUGUGACGACUAAAGAGCGUUAGAAAAAAGUCAAAUUUUCUUUUCAGCAUAUUUUUUUUAAUAAUCUUUGUUCAGUUAUCGACUUGAACCCCGAAGAAGAAACAUCUGGAUGUCGAGGUUCUAGUGUAUGUCAGUAAAGUUUCCUGCGUCUGCCUGCAUGGUACCGUCCUGAACCUCCUCCUUUUUCUAUCCAGAUGUGAACAGGUGUUUUUUUUUUUUCGUGCAGUUUUGGGCUACAUGACACUAAAUCAGGGAGGAAGGAGUUAAAUUCAGAAGCGGGCAGACACAAACGAACGAACGAGGAGAAACGAGUGACUUUUGGGAAAAGCACAAGAAGUCUUUCUGUGAUGAUUGUGUUCUUCGGGGAGAUCAUCGUUCUGUUUGCGUUGGUGUGAGUUAUGUUGUCUGUUUCUCAGCUCUUUGCCUGUUUUCCUAUUUAAAAAGCAUCGAUGUAAAAAAAUACGACAUUAUUUGAAUAAAUAAGAUCUGCUGUUUCA